CUGAGGGCGCAGGGCCUCCGGGAGGCAGCUUUGGCGGCUGGGGCGCGCGGAGGGGCGGGGAAGUGAGGGAAGUGCUUUGUUCCCGAGUUGGUUGUAGUGCCUGCGGGCGGCGUGCGCGAGUGGCGCGGAGCCCGGGUGUCGCCCGCCCCCGGGGAGAAGCGCAGGCUGAGCGCGCGGGGGCGGGACUGCAGCACCUGGGAGAGCUUUGGAUCCAGACCCCCUGGCCGCAGAGGUGCCUGGCCAGGCGCUGAUCCCAGGCAACUGUGGCUCCUGCAGGAUCGCUGGGAGCCAGACACAUCAAGGCACAAAGGCUGGAAGGAUGCGGGAGCCAGCAAAGGGAAAGCGAAAGCCGCCCACCAGGCCGGUGACGGGGUGAAGGCGUCGUGCUGCCCUCCAGACGCCGCCGGUACCGGGACCUGCCCCAGUUAGCCUGCUUGGACAAACCUAGCGCGCCGUAGCCAUGGCUAUUGCCCAUCUGGCCACGGAGUACGUGUUCUCAGACUUCUUGCUGAAGGAGCCCACCGAGCCCAAGUUUAAGGGGCUACGGCUGGAGCUGGCGGUGGACAAGAUGGUCACAUGCAUAGCUGUGGGGCUGCCGCUGCUGCUUAUCUCUCUGGCCUUCGCGCAGGAGAUCUCGAUCGGUACCCAAAUAAGCUGUUUCUCCCCAAGUUCUUUCUCCUGGCGUCAGGCUGCCUUUGUGGAUUCUUAUUGCUGGGCUGCUGUUCAACAAAAGAACUCUCUGCAGAGUGAGUCUGGAAACCUUCCAUUGUGGCUGCAUAAGUUUUUCCCCUACAUCCUGUUACUAUUUGCCAUCCUCCUGUACCUGCCCACGUUGUUCUGGCGUUUCACAGCUGCUCCUCAUCUUUGCUCAGACUUGAAGUUUAUCAUGGAAGAACUUGACAAAGUUUACAACCGAGCAAUUAAGGCUGCAAGGAGUGCACGUGACCUGGAUCUCAGAGAUGGUGCCUGCCCAGUUCCAGGUGUUAAUGAGAACAUAGGGCAAAGUUUGUGGGAGAUAUCUGAAAGCCACUUCAAGUACCCAAUUGUGGAACAGUACUUGAAGACAAAGAAAAAUUCCAGUAAUUUGAUUGUCAAGUACAUUGGCUGCCGGCUGAUAACACUCACUGUCAUACUGUUAGCAUGCAUGUACCUGGGGUAUUACUUCAGCCUGUCCUCACUCUCAGAUGAGUUUGUGUGCAGCAUCAAAUCAGGGAUCCUGAGAAACGACAGCACUGUCCCCGAUCAGUUUCAGUGCAAGCUCAUCGCAGUCGGCAUCUUCCAGUUGCUCAGCUUCAUUAACCUCAUGGUGUAUGUGCUGCUGGCCCCUGUGGUUGUCUAUACACUGUUUGUUCCAUUGCGACAGAAGACAGAUGUUCUCAAAGUGUAUGAAAUUCUGCCCACGUUUGAUGUUCUGCAUUUCAAGUCUGAAGGGUACAACGACUUGAGCCUCUACAAUCUUUUCUUGGAGGAGAAUAUAAGUGAACUCAAGUCAUACAAGUGUCUUAAGGUACUGGAGAAUAUUAAAAGCAGUGGUCAGGGGAUCGACCCAAUGCUACUGCUGACUAACCUUGGCAUGAUCAAGAUGGAUAUUGUGGAUGGCAAAUCUCCCAUGUCGGCAGAGACCAAGGGAGAAGCCCAGAUGGCAGAGCUCAAAGAUUUGGACAUACACAGUGAAACUAAAACAAGUAAUGGAGAGAAGAAUGCUCGACAGAGACUUCUAAAUUCUUCUUGCUGAUGAUUUUGUUCUUGAACUACCAAUCUGUGACUUCUGUGACAUGAAUUCAUUUUGGCUAAAGCACCCUGGUUGGGUUCACAGCUGAUCUGUGGUAAAUGAAUGGGUCUUGGUAGAGAGAUUGAGCUUGUCUUACCGAGGAACAUAAUGGGCAGCAAGAUAUUAUGAAGAAUGGUUUGUGACUUUCUUAUGAGAAGCAACAUGAAGAUUGCAAACUCUAGCAAAUAUACAUGUGUUAAGUCUUCAUCAGUGAAAAGAGGAAGGAUUAGUAAGAGCAGUGAAGAGCCAUUCAGAGCUUCGGAAAAACAGCUUUCAGUACCCAUGCUACCACAAGACCGAGAGCUACUAGAAAGCAGGCACUUUGGGAGGUUUGUUUUAUGAAAUAAUAAUAAACAUGUCAGAAUAUAAGUUAAUAUGAAUCUUCUUACAUGCCCUUACUGACUUGGACAAGAAAAGCCUUCACUGGAUAAUUGAGGACCACUAGGUUGACCUGAGCCUGGCAGGGUCCUCAGCUGGGUAUAGUCUGGUGUCUUGGCUCUCAUCCACUUGAUCCGUCUCCACAGUUCCUCGUCAGCCUUGGCCAGUUGUGGCCCUCUCACCACUGUGUGUUUCACUCUGCUGUGAAGGGUCCAAGUGCUCAUCUGGCUGAAAACUUAGUUAAUGAGAUAGAUUAUAAAGGGUGCUCAGUUAAUACCACAGUGACCUCAGUUCAAGAAAAAAGGCUUUGGAAGAGAGCCCAAAGGACAAAUCUGAGAUUACAGAAGAAGCAAAUUCAGUCACUUUCAAAGAGGUUAUCUAUAGAGCGUUGUCAAACACAUCUAAAACAGAAUUCUACUCAAAUAUUAUCAGAACACAGGAAUGUUUACGGUCAAGGACACUUGGCCUAAUAUGAUUAGAGCACAUAAAUGACAUUUGACAUAUGGUGUUCUUGGAGCCAGCAGUAUAUUUUAUUUGUAUUUAAGCACAGCUUCUAAAAAUGUGUUUUCACUCAUACAAUGUCAGAAUUGAGAAUUUUUGAGAAGAACAUCCUAGUAUUGAUGGAAAAUUGUAACAUAAAUGUUACAAAUGGUUGAAUAAGAAUGGAUACACUAUUUCAUAAAUAUUUAAGGCUAACUCAUAAUAUGUUAAAAAAAACUUCACAUUUCUGCCAUGUAAAUAUAUUGUAUGUUCCCAUUUUAUACACAAAAACCUCUAAUCUUUGGUUCUUCCAAUUUAAUUCUUACAACGUUAAUACAUUGCUUACACGAGUAGCCCUCAGGAAGCUCAGAGUUUACUUUUGGCCCUCGAGGAGAGUUGUUUACCUAAUCUGAUAGCAUUCUGGUGAAGAACAGAAGUUGUAUAAGCUGCUAUCUGCCUUUCAGAAUAUACAGAAAAGCAGAUUUUAUUUGUACUUCUGUGACAGCUGAAGAGGACAGCUAAUGACAAAAUAUCAAGGAUGCAAUCAGUGCUUUAAAUUAUUGUCCAUUGCAUGAUAUUUAUUACUCUUGAAUUAUAGUGUGACUUAGAAAUGGCAGUAAUCUAAGUCAUUGAUUUUGCUACUUUUAUAUUGUUGUAUCUGAGAUAAUCUACCAUAAUUCUCUGCUUUCUUUAUUGAAAAUUUGAAAAAAUUUUUAAAAUAUAUUUUUCUAAGUUAUGAUUUUUUUUUUCAGAAGCAGCAUCUUCCCUGUGGACUACCCCUAAUUUGUAUUUUGAAAUGGUAAAAAUGGAUAUUUUGGGGAAACUAGGAACUCUCCAAGUCCUACCACGUAUAAUACUUUCAUCAGAGUUCAAAUAAUUAGGGGCCUUGACCUCUGCUUCACUUAAUUUUCCCAGUCUCACUUUCUGAAUUCCAGUAGGAUCUGCAGUAUCCCAGGAAUCAACUAGGCACUUAGCCAUGCAGAUACAAAUAGGAAGGACCCAUGUUGGAAGACUUGAGAAUCUCGUAAAAGACUACUAAGAAGAGAAAUAUCACCCACAAUAAAAGCCCUGCUAGAAAAUCAUCAAAUGCUCCAUGUUCUUGGGAGACAUCAUAUUGUCUCUCCCCCAACCCCACCUGCCCCCACAUAGCUGAUUUUAAGAAUAUAGUUAUAAUUUUUCCUAGAGGCAGAUGAACCUCUUAAUAGUCACAAAACCUCUAGGUUGACGUUUGGGCAAAACAAUAUCAUAGAUUGUGAUUUUGAACAAUUACCCUCUCUACCUUCCUUCAGGGGAGCAGGGAGAAUAGCUGUGGAGUAGUUGAUGAUGAGCAAUAGCCAUAGCUCUGAAAAGUUGGUGUGGAUACCUGGCUACAUAUCUUGGCCUUGAAAGUUAAUUCUUCUAACCACUGAAUUGUUGGCUUGGUGGACCGCUUUUGGGAGCCCAUCUCUGAGAGCGAGGAGGAAUGCUUUCAUCAGCACUCACUGCCUUAUGAAGGACACACACAGACCCUUAAUGGCCACUCCGGGACUGCUGACUUGGUUUCUGGCUCAUGUCUCCCUCGGGAACUACUGUGAAGCUGCUGAACCGACUCACAACAAUAGUGUGGCAGCUGGGAGCAGCACAAAUAUUCCUAAAACAGUGUUCCAGCACACCUUUAAUUUUAUCAAGCAACAGGCAGAGGCCUCUAAUAUAGAGGUUCUUAAACUAUGGGGGGCUAUAAACCCCUUUGCAAAUAUUUUUAAAGCUACAGACCCUCUCAUACAGACACCAAAAAUUCUAUAUAUGCUUCUACAUCAUUUGAAACAUAACUCCAAGAGGAUCUUACCUGUGUAUCUGAGGAGAAGCAGCUGUGGCCUCUUGGAAGAGCCAGCCCCUCGUAGAGAAUAAGGCUCCUCUGCUCUUGAGGACACUACUUCUGAAUCAGGCCUCAGAUGUGGGUUUGCUUAAUUAAAUCUUAUUUGUGUAUUUUUAAGUAACUGCCUUCAUUUACUAGAGUUAGUCCAAAAAAAGUCAGUAAAAGAGUGAAUGGAGCAGCAGCAGGCCUGGAGUGAGCAGGCAGCUGUUUUUUCCAAGUCACGAGGCUAAUGCCUUGUUGUCUUCUUUAAGUCAUUGUCCCAUCCAGCCUCACCCAGGUGUGGAGAGGGUGGACAUAGCAUGGAUAAAAUGUGUCGUCCUUCUUCAGAGAUGUGCUGUGAGAAAGCUAGAAACUUCCAUCUGUGUGGUGGGUCUGGUUUGCACAUUUAUGCUUUGUGUGUGGAAACUCCGUUUAUUACAUACCCUUUCCCAUCCAGAGUGAGCUGAGGUGGCCUUUGUUCCUGUGAAAAUCUGAGAAAAAGAUUGUCACACACCUUUCCUUUCUAAAAGCCUUUGGGUUUGGUUUAUUUUGCUUAUGUCAGUCUAGGUUAAAUAGGAGAUCUAUGGGGGUGUGGGGAUUAUCUACUGCUGUAUCACCACAAGUUCCUGAAAUAGUGACUCAUACAUAAUAAGUAUCCUAUAAGUACUUGUUGAAUAAAUGAGCAAACUAACUGUGAGAACCAACCCUAGUUUGUUGAUGACUAGUAAUGUAUUUUUAAAGGCAUAUGGUCCUCUGCAAGAGACAGGAGGGAGGGGAGGCUCAUUUAACCUCUUGGUAAAGAGAAGUAUUUCUGCAAAUGACUAGCUCUCCACUGUAAGCACUGAUAGUUCUAGCUUAUUAUUGUGGAGUGAGUCAUGACCACUUUCCAAGUUCAGUACAAGUUUGAUAUUAUCUUGCAGUGAUUAGAGAAAAUGAAGUUUUAAAAGUCCUGGUCUUAUCCCCAGAAUAAGUCUCUUAAAAGGAGAUGUGGAUUGAAAUUUGCAAUUACCAGUAAUAGAGGUUUUAUCUGAGGGUGAGGUUUUAUCUGGGCAAUCGCUGGCAUUUGACCCUAUUUCUCAUAGGAACAGUGAACCCUUUUUUAAAAGAUCGACAAAGAUGUUAUUAUGUUGUGGAAUAUGAUAGAUGUUAAUUCGUGAUUGGUUUUCCUACCUGCUUAUUAAAUGUAUUGUGUUUCUGGGUCCCCGUUAGCUGUAAAAAUACUUUGUCACUAAAGCAUGCAAUUUGAGCAGUCAUUAUUCUUCAGGUUCCAUAAAGUUAUAGAAGUUU
This is a messenger RNA of Marmota monax (woodchuck), 5750 nucleotides long. RefSeq names its product pannexin 1 (gene Panx1). Gene Ontology annotation, molecular function: channel activity. Gene Ontology annotation, biological process: monoatomic cation transport; positive regulation of interleukin-1 production. The coding region runs from base 461 to 1735 and encodes 424 amino acids. NCBI's taxonomy places the organism in Eukaryota, Metazoa, Chordata, Mammalia, Rodentia, Sciuridae. The record is from RefSeq and is a predicted model, not a curated record. The transcript is spliced from 5 exons.